AAUAAUACGAUUAUAUCGUGUACAGUUAUAUUUGUAUGGCAGAUAUCAUCAUCGAAGGUGUGCAAGACCAGAGCCAAAAGGUCGCGGCACGCAUCUUAUGGCUGGAAUAGCCAUCGGGGUGCUGGUUUUAACGAAUAUGAACGCGCUGUGUCGAGCGUUGAAAUGAUUGAAUAAUCUUCACUGGAACAUUUGAGACGGCGAUGAUCACAAUGAAUGCAAUAUGGGCGCGUUCACUGCAUGACAACGGUCAUUAAUAUUUCAGAAAAGUUUGCAGAAUGUGAAGACUGGACAUAUCGGCAAAGCGGGGAACGUAUUUUGUUUGCUUUCCGAAUUCGAUUAUGGAAAUGUGUGGACAGUAAAAAUGAAAUGUUUGGAAUACAGUUGUUGGCGUCAUGACUGUUUUAAUAACUGUUUAUUGGAAGUAACCAAGCCAAAGAUGAAAUGCUAAAAGCCGUGCCGGUGCACCAACUAUUCCACUGGCAUCAACACAAAUGUCCGAUGAACAGGAAGCGGGGGUCGACAUGGAUGUUGUCGUUGCUAAGGUGCUCACAAUUGUUGUCAUCACCAGUCUAACCGUAAUUGUAGGUCUAUUGCCGUGUCGGCUCGUCAAGCACUUCCGGCGAAAAAUGCUCAGAACAAAGCAGACGAUAGAUAAAAUGGUGUCUGGUGCCAAAUGUUUCUCUGGUGGUGUGUUUCUCGGCGUCUGUCUUCUGCAUUUAAUACCAGAAACACGUAAAAAAGUAGACAGUUUAUUGGAACAAAUUGGUUCAACAACAACUUAUCCAGUUGCAGAGCUCUUGACGAUGGUUGGCUUUUUUGGAGUUAUAUUUGGCGAACACACGAUACGAUUUUUGUACGUUAAAACCAAGGAAGACUGGUGUCUCCCAUCGUCCGACAAUGAUAGUUAUAGUUUUGACCAAGAAUACGGUUCAAACAAUGGCGACCUUGGUGCGGAGAGAUGUGACCUGAUAGAGUGCAGAAGUCUACGGUCCAUUUCAAAUCAUAGUCACUUAGAUGCGGACGAAACGCCUACGGCAAUUGUUCACAGUGUGUCUGUCACAGACGAAUCUGUGCCAGUUGCGAGAAUGAAUGUCAACGGGUUAUAUCCUAUCAACCAGACAAUAACUGAAUGCUUUGAAUCUACACGUGCUAACAAUGCAAAAAAUACUAUAGUAACCACAGUUACUGUAGAUACAGAUAAUCCAAAGUAUAACACCGCAACGGCUGAUGAAUUAAUAGAAGAGUGUCCUGAAACUCGGAGAGGUAUAGGGUUGACUCAAGAAAAUCUUCAAGAUCUAGAGGUUAAGACUGUUGUGACAGAGAUCAGUCGUAGCGAGGACACGAGUCGAGGUCACAUACAGUCAGCGUUUCUCCUAGUUGCCUUGUCUUUUCAUGGUGUCUUUGAGGGCAUGGCGCUAGGGCUUCAAGUUCUGGAAUGUGACGUCUGGGUGAUGUGUGUUGCCAUAGUUAUUCACAGAAUUAUAUUAGCGUUCGGAAUGAGUCUUCAGUACGCAAGAAAUAAUGAUAGAGCAUCGACAAUUGUGUUUUCUAUAAGCACUUUUUCCAUCAUUUGUGUUGUGGGUAUCGUCAUAGGAAUCGUUAUAUCCGCCGGUGCGCAACUUUAUAGUGACGUCAACGUCCCUAACGCUAUUUUGCAAAGUCUUGCCACGGGAACCAUAUUUUAUAUAGUUUUUCUGAAUAUACUUUACAAAGAGCUGGACGGAAAUAGAGACGUGAAAAAGAUAUCAUGUACGUUUGUUGGAUUCGUAUUCAUGGCCAUCACACUAGCGGUCGCCAAAGGUUAAUCAAUAAUUCUUUCAGUUUGACUCUAUUUUGUAUUUUAAUCUUCUAAUGCUUUUAAUCGCGAGCUUUCAUUUAAGAGACGAAUAUGGUAUACACCUAUGGUCACUGUUUUAUAAACAUGAUUCAUUCUUUACUAUUAUUGGUAAAUGAUGCAUGCAGGUGAAGUAAACUGUUUAUUUGAAUUAAUAGUCAAACUAAUUAAAGUCAUCAUAAUUAUUUUGAGCUUAACUAUUAGAGUCGUCUAAGACUCUUUCCACACCAACGUUUUCAUAGAUACUCAUAUAUUAAUGCAACGUGUUAAAUCAUAACGUACGUCAUUUAGUAGAACUAAAUUAUUUAUUUAUGCUUUUAGAAGCACACUUGUGAAGGUAUACAAUUUCGUGGAGUCCAAACGUAUUUUGAUUGUUAUUUCAAGCAUUAAAAAUGUGUUCAAUAAAUUGUUCUACUUUAACCGAACAGAUUGGUCAAUAUUGGAAAAUGAACGUUAAUUGAGACAUAUAUUUUUGUACCAACUGUAGACUGAAGACAGUGUUGAGAGUGAGAGAGUUGUAAAUAGAAAUAACACUAUUUGUUAUAUUUAAAAGUUAGAAAAGUCAAUUAAACGCACUUAAACUCAUAAAUCCAUUUUAUUCUCCAAAAUGAUGAUCACGUGUGUGAUAACGCCAUUACAGUGAUGAAGAUAUUAAUAAAAACAACAUUGACAUAUCCCUUUUGCACAAUAAUUACCCGUAGUUUCAGUCGUUAUGGAGUGUACGCAAACGAGACAAACAAAGCGUUUACAAAACCAUCCAUAAACAACUAAUUGGAAUGAAAACAUGGGAAACUACAGUUGGGACUCGUAAAAUCCAUUAGCAGUAAGAAGUUACCAGUUCAUUGUCAAACUAUUAUUUUUUAAAUGCAUCUUUUAAAGUAAUAUAAAUCGUGUUCGUACAUUAGUUCCUCCAGGAAGGAAUGUGAUAUAAUGAUGAUAUAAUGUAUUAUAUAAUGCACCGAAAAUGUUUGUUUAAUACAUACAUACGUUCAAUGCACGUUAGGUUAGGUUCUUAUUGUGGUCAGAAGUUUGUUGGAACUAGAUAAGUCAUGGAUACAUUUACAUUUUGUACAUACUACACGGUGCCAGAAACAACGUAUUGAAAAAUACAGCGUUAUUAAAACUGAUUUAUUUAAAUAUACAGUUAAAAUAUUCUUGUCCAAUGUAUGUAUGUAUUUAUUUUGACAUUGCGGUCAAGGAUAACCCAUGAAAGUGCAAGCACUGAUUUCCAAUGGGGUCCUUUGGUUUUGCUGAAGAGACAGCAAGCCGAAGAGACAGUAUUGGGAUACAAGGAAUCCGGGUGCGAUACCCUAGCUCUUUGCGAAUAGAUACCAUGGUCCUUUUUCGUGCUUAGUGUAUAGCACCGAUACACGCGAGAAUGACCUGGGUUUCAUACCAGAACAUUUCUAGUUGGGUGGGAAACACUUGAAGCAUUUCUGAAAUUUCCAGUGCCCCGGCUGGGAUUUGAACCGGGGACCUCUGGAAUGGUAGACCAGAGUGUUACCACUCGACCACCGCACCACUAAAACAUGUUUAACUUUAUUUGAAUUUACAUCUUACCAGAAGCAAAACUAAUCAAGAAGUAAUAUAUCUUAGAAACCCAAAAGGGAGGACAUUAUGUUAAAAACAAGCAUUUGAGUUUUAAUCUGGUUUUUAAAAGCCGACAUCUGGAAGCAAUAGAAGAUUAAAUCAUUUAUUUGUAGUGUUUAUGCUGCGAAAAAAGAUCCAAAGCUUCCUAAUCAUUAACAAUUAAACUGCUAAGGGCAUAAAUUAAUUAAUUAAUUUCAUGUGCGGAAUGUCGCAGAAAACAGGUGCGCUGAUUACAAAGUUACACGUUUAUACACAAAAGCAUUAAAUGUACUAGAAACAUGCACCCAAAACGAUAUCAAUUAUUAGUAGGUGUUUAUUAUUUUCAUGAUUAUAAUGGAAUUCUUUCAAAAUUAAAGAAGACUUGCCUUUCGUAAUAAGGCAUUUUUAUUAGGUGCGUUAAUUAAAUUACACAUUUUAUUUUAUUUUGACGUCAUGUGAUUGUGACGUCAUUUUCUUAAUUGUAUUACAAAAUGUUUUACUCCUGAUGAAGGUCUUUAACCGAAACGUUGAGUAAAGUGAUAUUGAAAAACAAUGAAGUUGUUUCUCUGUUUUCUAUAAUUAUUUACUGGACAUUUUAUUCCAUAAACACUCAACAUGCUCGAUCAAGGCUAGUGGUCUAUGAAAUUGAGUUCCCAUGGGCGACAACAGAGCAUGAAAGAUCUAGGAGACUCUGUCGUGUUUGAAAUAAUAAAUGCCGUGUUUUGCAUUAUGUGAAAUUGUAAGUCUGCGUAUGCUUGAUGUUUGUCAUGCUUUACAGGAUAUAUGAUUUAGAAAUGUGUCGUUUUUCUUUUCAGUGCAUUAAAUGUAUUUUUUAAAUAUUGGCAUUUAUAUACUUAUUAAAAUGUUAACCAUUAU
Dreissena polymorpha is the source of this 4279-nucleotide messenger RNA. Its product is annotated as zinc transporter ZIP1-like. NCBI's taxonomy places the organism in Eukaryota, Metazoa, Mollusca, Bivalvia, Myida, Dreissenidae. Gene Ontology annotation, cellular component: plasma membrane. The coding region runs from base 492 to 1805 and encodes 437 amino acids. The transcript has 2 exons. Gene Ontology annotation, molecular function: zinc ion transmembrane transporter activity. Gene Ontology annotation, biological process: zinc ion transmembrane transport. The record is from RefSeq and is a predicted model, not a curated record.